AUGAUUGCAUUUCUUGAUUGGAUAUCAGCAUUUUUAAAUAGACGUUCAAGGGAACAUAGAUAUGUUGCUUAUGUUUUAAAUAAAGAAAAGGAACAUUUGAAGGAAAUGAUGAGCAAUGAACUUUAUGAUGGUCAAAUUUCUAGUUCUGAUUUGAGGGAACGUUGGGAAUCUCAUAAUAUGCAUAUUGUAUCUAGUGAAGAGGAUAUUAAAAGAUUAGAAAACGAAGCCCAUGAUCGUUGGGCCGAAAGAAAUGUUUUUGCCCGAUUUAUAAAUGCUGUAGGAAAUUGUAUAUGUGCACAUACAGAUGUAAUAUGUUAUGCUUUUGCUGUUUUUGUACAUGGAAAAACUGCUGGAUUAUUAACUUUACCUUUGCCAGCAUUAGUUUUCUUUUGGGGAACUUUGGCAAAUCCUCGCCCUUCAAAAUUUUUUUGGGUUACAAUGAUUAUUUGGACAGAAUUGGUUAUUGUUGUUAAAUUUGCUUUUCAAUUUGGAUUUUGGGAUUGGAAUUCUAUUGCUGAAGAAGCUAAAAAUUCACAUAAAAUAUAUAAAUUACAAUAUAUUUUUGGUGUACAAAGAGUUGAAUAUUUUGCUGUAACUGAUGUGGCUUUGUUAAUUGCGUUGUUUUUUCAUAGAUAUAUGCUUCGAAAACUUGGAUUAUGGAGGGAUGCCAAUUCGGACCGACUUCUCGCAUAUACUCCCCAAAUAUUAAAUAAUAAUGACAACAAGAAUAAUUUAUCUUCAACAUCCUCUUCAAAUGAACAAAGUCCAAAUAAAAAGAAAGGAAGAACACAAAAUGGUUCUACAGCAACAGAAACUUCAGCAAUCACAACAACUUCAAUUUCUGAUGAUCAAAUUAAUUUAGAAGAAAUUGAUAUUGAAAGCGGACAGAAACCUACAGCAACAACUACUACACCAGCAGCAGAACCUGUUUUGGCAGAAAAUUCGAAGCCACCCUCUCCUCCAUCAAAAAUUGUACAUUUAAGCUUAAUUUAUCCAAAAUUUCGUUAUAUUUGUGAUUUUUAUCCAUUAAUGUUCUUUUUGGAUAUUUUUUGUAUGCUUAUAAUUGCUUUUGGUUAUUCUUCUUUUGGUGAAGGAGGAACUGGGGAUGUUGUUAGUGAUAUUAAGAGUAAUAGAAUACCAAUAACACUUGUAGUUAUAAUUCUUGUCCAAUCUUUGAUGAUUGUUUUGGAUAGAGGCCUAUAUUUAAGGAAAGCUGUUGUUGCUAAAUUGAUAUAUCAUUUGCUUACUUUAAUUAUUGUGCAUGUUUGGAUAUUUUUUAUUUUACCUUUAUUUACACAAAAGGAAGCAUAUACAAAUGGAGUAGCAAGAUUUUUAUAUUAUAUCAAAUGCAUUUACUUUUUAAUUUCUGCCUGGCAAAUAAGAAAUGGUUAUCCUUCUCUUUGUAUUGGAAACUUGCUUACACACUCUUAUGGGUUAAUUAAUAUGGUUUUGUUUAAAAUGUUUGUUUUCUUUUUAAAAUUUUUUUUAAAUUUUUUAUUUUGGGGUCAUUGGCUAGAUAUUCUGAAUUUUUUUGAAUUUUGA
Messenger RNA from Meloidogyne enterolobii, 1542 nucleotides. The record is from the annotation of a GenBank genome assembly. Lineage: Eukaryota; Metazoa; Nematoda; Chromadorea; Rhabditida; Meloidogynidae.